Aspergillus calidoustus is the source of this 1632-nucleotide messenger RNA. Lineage: Eukaryota; Fungi; Ascomycota; Eurotiomycetes; Eurotiales; Aspergillaceae. The record is from the annotation of a GenBank genome assembly.
GACAGAAGUAAGGGCCGAUCAGCUCCCUUUGAGCUGCUCACCUUGCUUUUUGCUGUCAUCUCGUCUUAUUUUCCUCCCCUCCUUUCCUCCCCCGUCUUUCUCUUCUUUCAAUUGUCCCCUCUGCCUUAGCAAGUGCCUAGUUGGUUGUUUUUUCGACAAUAUACGGCAACCAUGGACUCCAAGCCCCAAACAGAGAUGAGCGACGAUGUCAAAGGACAGGUCUUGAAUGAGACGGGUGAUUUCGAGGCUGAGCAGAAGCUAACCCGGCGAAUCCUGUUCAAAUUGGACACGAGAAUCCUACCAAUUCUCGCACUCCUCUUCUUAUGCUCCUUUCUCGAUCGAACCAACGUGGGCAAUGCAAAAAUCCUGGGUCUGGAGGACGACCUCAGCAUCACAAAUGACCAAUACGAUAUUGGACUCGCCGUUUUCUAUCUCUUUUAUAUCCUGAGUGAGGUUCCGAGCAAUCUGAUCAUCAAAAAAGCAUCACCGAAGAUUUGGCUCCCUGCACUUACAUUAAUUUGGGGUAUCUUUACAAUGUGUCUGGGUUUUGUGCGCAACUUUGGCAGUUUUGUUGCAGUCCGUGUGCUUCUAGGAAUUGCAGAGGGUGGAUUACUGCCUGGGAUGGUGUUGUACCUUUCAUCCUUUUAUAGACGAGGCGACCUGGCUCUUCGGAUUGGUUUGUUCUAUACAGCUGCUUCACUGUCAGGCGCUUUCGGGGGCCUUUUGGCUCGCGGUUUAGCAGAGAUCGGUCCCAGGGGAGGUCUAGAAGGGUGGCGUUGGAUCAUGAUCAUCGAAGGGCUCCUGACAUUUGUAUGCGGUGUCGCCAGCUACUUUGGUCUCCCUAAUAGCCUCGAAACCGCUCCCUUUUUGACCGAGGAAGAGCGCAAGUUUGCACGCGAAAGGAUCAGGCUUGACAGCCCCUCUGCCCAGGGGGCAUUGGAAGACGAGAAAGACAGUUUUAGGUGGUCCGAAGUGCGAAGGGGACUCUUAGACCCGCAGAUGUGGUUUUCGGCCACAGCGUACUUUGCUAUUCUGUCUGGGCUGUACUCAUUUGGACUUUUCCUCCCGACUAUCAUUGACGAAAGUGGAUUUGCUUCGGAUGCGAAUCAAGUCCAGCUCUGGACUGUGAUUCCAUACGCCGUGGCCGCUGGCUUAACAGUUGUCGUGGCCUUCCUCUCUGACCGGCUAAAACUUCGAGGAGUCCUCAUGCUUUUCACACUUCCUAUCGCCAUCGCCGGGUAUGCUGCAAUUGGGAACAUCAGCGACGCACAUAUAAAGUACGGCAUGACCUUCCUCAUGGCGACAGGGAUGUAUGCCAGCGUCCCCUGUAUCCUGGUCUGGAACUCGAACAACUCGGCGGGGCAUUAUAAGCGGGCGACCACGUCAGGAAUGCAGUUGGCGAUUGCAAACUGCGGAGGAUUUGUGGCUACUUUCAUUUAUCCCAACGAGGAUAAGCCACAGUAUCACCGGGGCCAUACAGUAGUCAUGAGCCUGUUGGUCUUUGCUUGGUUCAUGAUCCUACUCAACGUCUUCUACUGCGCCAAGGUCAACAGAGACAAGAGGAACGGCAAAUACGCCCAGUACGAGGGGUACAACGAUGAUCGCGAUCCCAACUUCAAGAUGGUGCUGUGA